Sphaeroforma arctica JP610 is the source of this 239-nucleotide messenger RNA. RefSeq lists its product as hypothetical. The record is from RefSeq and is a predicted model, not a curated record. The transcript has a single exon. Lineage: Eukaryota; Ichthyosporea; Ichthyophonida. Gene Ontology annotation, cellular component: endoplasmic reticulum; Golgi apparatus. Gene Ontology annotation, molecular function: protein-cysteine S-palmitoyltransferase activity. The annotation marks the transcript as partial. Gene Ontology annotation, biological process: protein targeting to membrane; peptidyl-L-cysteine S-palmitoylation.
GUGCCACAUGCACGACAUGCUGUAUAGCAAAGCCCCCGAGAGCCAAGCACUGCCGUUUCUGCAACCGGUGUGUAGCCCAGUACGACCACCACUGCUUCUGGACGAACAACUGUGUGGGGCAGCGCAACACGCGAGUGUUCUUUGCACUCGUCACAUUGGGGUUGGUAGCUCUGUACCUGUACAACCAGGUUCUGGCGGCGUUUGUCUUUGCAAGUAGGCCGGUGCCGUAUGUCGGGUAG